Molecule: messenger RNA, 2053 nt
Organism: Paramecium octaurelia
Lineage: Eukaryota; Ciliophora; Oligohymenophorea; Peniculida; Parameciidae
Source: the annotation of a GenBank genome assembly
AUGAAUAAUUUACCAUUUAAUAAAUGGACCCUAAGUUUCAUUAGCAAAUAAUACGAGGAUCUUUACGAGUCUGAGAUGAUUAAAUAGAGGCAAUCAUACUUUAGGAUCAUAGAUAUAACCAUUUUGCUAUUGUGCAUCUUCUUCUUCAUAUUUUAUUUGCUGUAAGGAGGAUAAAUCGUUGUAAUGGUGAUAUUAGCAUUUUCGAGUCUAGUUAUUUUAUUAACUCUGAUUUACGCUCAGAAAUUCGCAUCAAAGGUCGGCUACUAUUACUUUUUAAUGUAUGUCGUAUCCUUAGCUAUAAGCUUAUACAUAGCAUCUCAAAAUUAGCAAAAGUAAUUUGUAGAUCUAUAUUUAUAAGAUCGUCAUUUCUUUACGGAUAGGCAACAGCCAUAAUUGCAAUAAUACAAUUCCUCUUUAGUCAUAUAAAAUUGCGGAUGUUUACUCUAUUUGUUGUUCCAGCAGUCUAACUUUAUAUUUUAGGAUUAUUUACUGUCUAAGAUUUUGGAAAUAUCAUCCUAACCUUCAUGACGUAAUUUCUGAUUUUACUCUAUUCUCAUUAUAACGAAUUCAUGUUUCGCUUGGCAUUUUCAUAUAUGAUCUACAAUCUUAAACUGAAGUAAUUAUUUAUUUUAUAAUAAGAGACAUAUCAUAGGGAUACAUCCCACAUUCCUUUAUAGCAAUAAGUCUUAAUGCCAGAAACAACUCUUUCCAGCUCGAAUUUCAAAAUCAAAUUAGUUAAACAAACUUAAAUGUUGAAGAUACUAAAACUUUAAUUGAAAUGAUGAGAAACACCUUUGUUGUCCCCAAGGGUUAAAUACCAACUUUUGUUGAUUUAUAGAACAUAAACAUUUAAAGAUCAAGUGAGUUAUCUCUAAGACGGCUAGGCAAUAAAAAAUAAACCUUGGAGGAAUAUGCCUUCUAUAAGAGUAAAUAAAACUCUUCAGAUGAACAAUAAUAAUCCAGUGAACAGACCGAAUAAAUGGAAGGCGUGUUUUAUAAUUAAGUCAAAGGAACCAAUAUAAUUGUCAAUAUUGAUAUCAAAUCUAUGAAUUAUGGCAAGAAUUAUUUACUGAUUGUCGUUAAGGAAGAAAAACCUCCUUAACAGUUACCUAAAAGCGAAGAACAAAUUCGAUUCUUAAGCAAAGUUAUUUAAUAUGCUUCUAAUCAACUUUCAGUAGCACAUUAGCAUUUCUACAAAGAAAUAAUAGGCUUAAAGUUGAGUUCAUUGGAUAAUAAUAAAUUUUGGUAAAUUAAGUGUAUGAAUUUAACUAUUAUGAACCACUUUUAAAACUUUUACUUUUUUGUUCAUUCCACUAAAAUCAAUAGUACUUUGGCAACUUAUAAUAAAAUUAAUCUUAAAACCUUUCUUAAUAACUUGUAACAACACUUCUCCUAUAUGAGUAUGAAAUAAAAAAUGAGAUUUCAUCACUAUUUGUAACUGGAGGAUUUUAAGGUUAAUGUAAACUCUAAAUUCCUAUCCUAAAUUAUAGUUAACAUUUUUGAAUCUUGUUUGAAGUUAGCCAACUGCAAUUCUACAAUAAAUCUGAAUGUUACAAAUGAAUUGAAUCUAAAUCCAUUACAAAACAAAACUGCUGAAAAGAAAUGCCAAUAAGAUUUAGAUUUUAUAAAAAAGGUGGCAGAUGAAUCUCUAUAAAGUCAGAGUAAAAUAGAAGUGUAAAAGCUUAUCAAAUUUGAGUUUUCGUUUUUGACAAGCAAAAAGAUUGAUUUAAAUUUAGAAACCAAUAUAAUUUUAAAUCCCUAAACUUAUGAAGAGUUCCAAUUUAACAACAGUUAAGAAUUCUAACUUAAUCAACCUAUCACUAAUUUUUUAUUAAGGAAGAUUGGCCCCUACAAUUCAAUUUAAUAUUCUUAAAAUAUCUACUGCGGUCAUUAAUGUUAAUAAACAUUGAUGCUAUACCCCCCUAUGUAAGAUUUGAUUUAAUAACAAACCCUGUAUUAAAAUAAGAUUAGUUUCUACAUUUACACAGAUUAAACCCAGCUGACACAAUCAUUCAUUAAAUACACGUAAUAGAGAUCAUUUUUAUAAGCUUGA